Messenger RNA from Camarhynchus parvulus, 625 nucleotides. RefSeq names its product mitochondrial ribosomal protein L57 (gene MRPL57). The coding region runs from base 145 to 456 and encodes 103 amino acids. Gene Ontology annotation, biological process: mitochondrial translation. Gene Ontology annotation, cellular component: mitochondrial ribosome. The record is from RefSeq and is a predicted model, not a curated record. NCBI's taxonomy places the organism in Eukaryota, Metazoa, Chordata, Aves, Passeriformes, Thraupidae. Gene Ontology annotation, molecular function: structural constituent of ribosome. The transcript has 2 exons.
GCCGGAGCUUGUCGGUGAGUUAAGCUGGGAGAGGAACUGGGGAGCUGGGGCAGCCGUGCCCCCGCGGAUCCCCGCGACUUCACUUCUAAAUCGGGCCGGAGAGUGGGACGCCGGCGUGGAGCUGCACCGUGGGAACGGGGCAAAAUGUUUUUAACAACAGUAUUACUGCGGAAGAGAAUUCCUGGAAAACAAUGGAUUGGGAAGUACAGGCGACCGAGACAGGUUACCAUUUCGAUGAAGCAAGCGAUGAUCCGAAGGUUGGAAAUUGAAGCAGAGAACGAAUAUUGGCUCAGCCAACCUUACCUGACACAGGAACAGGAAUACAAACACAACACGGAAGAGAGACGUGCCAAGUGGGAAGCUUUCAAAAGCCUGAAACAAGCCAAGUUUCCUGAGCACAGAUACAUCAGCGAUCAUUUAAACCACUUAAAUGUGACAAAGAAGUGGACAUGUUGAGUAACACAGCAUAUUUCUAUUUGGCACAUGUUGUGCACUACCCUCGGAUCUGCUCUCAUACUUGUUAUGGUAUUUCACUGUAAUUAGGGUGGGUGACAAAUAAGAUGUUGCUGUGGUGUACAAAAUACUACAUUAAAAGUAGUCCUCUGGAACAGCCUACGUUUUAUUA